CCCAACUCCCUGCGUAGAAGUACAUGGUGUCAUCUCGCCACUCGCCUCUGUCCUCUCUCGGUCUCCUCUCUGCGGCUCCGUCAGCUUCACGGACCACGAUUUUGAGGAUUUGGGCAGAUUGCAGAUUUGUGGAGAAAGAUUGAAUCUUUGAUUUGUGGAGAAGCCCAUAUGUGGGGAAAGAUUGAAUCUUUGGGUUGUUUGGAACUGAAAGUCUAGAGGUUGGGUCUACAAACAAUGUCUUUGGGGUUCCAAGCUACUGCGCUGGUGGCUUCGCCAUCCUGCGGCAAUGCUAUUGCCUGGUCGGACGAGAAUUUGUUGGCAGUGGCUUCUGGUCACCUUGUUUCCAUCCUGAACCCAGCUAAGCUUUUUGGAGCUCGAGGUCUUAUUACAAUCCCUGCCAGCAAGCCUUUUCAUCUUGGGUUGAUUGGCAAAAAAGACUUGCUUUCUGGCUGUUUAUUACCUACUUGUGUAUCACGGGACAUUCGCCCUUGUGUUAGGUCAAUUUCUUGGUCUCCUAUUGGAUUUGCUCCAAAUGCAAGUUGUUUGCUUGCAAUAUGCACCAACGAGGGGCGUGUAAAGGUUUACCGCAUGCCUUUCCGGGAGUUUAGAGUUGAGUGGGUAGAGGUAAUGGAUAUAUCUGAGAUGCUAUACGAUUAUCUUGAAAAAGCCAAUUUCGAGGUGUCAAGCAUAUCUUCAAAUGUUCCAGAUACAACUGAAGCUGACAAUGACCCAGAUGACGAUGUGCCAAUAUCUCAGUUCAUGAAAGCAAAUAAGAAACGGAAACUGAAAGCCUUGACUGUGGUAGAAAAAGAUUCAAAUCAUGUUCCGGCAUCUGAGGCAAAACGCUCCAAGGCAGCAUCACGAAAUUCUGGUCCUCCAUUAAUCACUGCUGAAGAAUAUGCAUCUCGUAAUGCAAUGCUAUCUUUGCUCACUGUUGCUUGGUCACCCUAUCUACAAUCGGCUUGUGGGGCCCGUAUACCUUCGACAGAUGGCUGUACAGUGCUUGCGGUUGGAGGGAAGUCUGGUAGACUAUCAUUCUGGAGAUUCCGUAAACCACAAUGCUACUCCACGCAGAGUGGUACAGAUUCAAAUUCGGCAUCGCUUUUGGGUUUCCUUCAAGCUCAUGACACUUGGGUUACGGCAAUAACUUGGACAUUACAAGUUUCUGACGCUUCAAAUCCUCGAGUUUUGCUUUGCACGGGGAGUUCUGAUGGGAGUGUGAAGAUUUGGCGGGCGUGUAAUAGAGAACUUCAGGAUUCUUCCGACAUUAGUCAUGAUUCUUUCUCUCUUUUAAAAGAGGUUACAGUCAUCGAUUAUGCACCGGUCUCUGUGCUUUCAGUCAUUGUGCCUUUAGAUUCACCAAGAAAAACGUGUUUAGCUAUCGGGAAAGGAUCGGGAUCGAUUGAUGUGUGGGUUUGUGAGACACCUAACAGCACAUUUGAGAAAGCUGGCUCAUACCACGGGCAUAAUCACAUCGUCACGGGUUUAGCCUGGGCUUUUGAUGGUCGUUGUCUUUACAGCUGCAGCCAGGACAACUCCCUUUGCAGCUGGAUAUUUAUGGAAAAUUCCCUACGACAAGUUCCUUUUCCAUCAAAUACUCCCGUAGUGAAGAACCCUGCUGAUGUGCCAAAUGCUUUUGAUUCGUGUUUUGGUCUUGCGGUAUCUCCUGGAAAUCUCGUCCUUGCUGUGGUUCAUGGCUAUGAUGUUGAACAACUAAAUCCAAUGUACGAGGCAAGGGCUUGUAAAGCUGCAGUAGCAUUCCUAUGGAUUGGGGGGCAGCAUCUAGAUACUUUCCCCGAUUUACUUCCAGAUUGCAAUGUAGAAUCUUUCCCCGGUUUCUCCGAGCAAGAAAUGAUCAGUUGGGAAAAUAAUAUAAUAUGGUCGCUACGCCAAUGUGAGCAUCUAGAAAAGGCGGUAGUUGUGUGGGAUGUUAUAGCAGCACUCUCGGCCUUCAAUCAGUCCGUUCCUAAAUAUGUAGAACGUGUACUGUUAAAAUGGUUGGCGUCUAUAUUUAGAUCCCAAUCCGGGAUUUCUACGAUCUUAUCCGAGGCCUCCAGACAUCUCCCGAGGAUUGCAUCCCGAGUGUUGCAACUCCUCAACAUCAUUACCAAUCAGGUAGCGUUGAAGAAGCCGGAGGCAGAUAAAACGAUCAGCGAACAGUGUGACUUGAGAAGUUCCAACGAAGCUGAAGAGGAACAAAUGACGUUGUGGAUGCAAUUGCAAUCGAACAUUGAAAAGGAAUUAAGGGAACGGCUCGUUGGGUUAAGCCUGUCUGUUAUUUUGAGUCUCGUAUCUAAUUCUAAUGAGAAUAAUGGUCACGAGGAGUUUGGAUGUUGGACUCCUAUUGGAUCAGCGCAGAUGGAGAAAUGGGUCAAUCUUAAUAGAGCAGAUGUGAACGAGCAUCUAAAACUCCUCGCAGAAAAAGUUGGAAAAACCAAGAAAAGAAAACUUCGCUCCAUUUGCGAAUACAAAACGGAAGAGGAAUGCAACUUCUGCUCGGCUUUAGUUCCAUUAGACUCUCCAGAAAACGCGUUUUGUCGAGGAGAGAAGACCGAUGCUGGAACCGGACCGAGUCAUAAGCUGUUGCGCUGUGCUGUUUCCAUGCGGGUAUGCCUCCCGACUCCUUCAUGGCAUUGCGUGUGUUGUAAGAGAUCGGCCUCACAACUCGUGCCAUCGGCCCUCUUUGCACUGCCAGAAUAUCCUUCUGAUUUCGAGUCUUUUGUCGGGCGUUGCGCACACGAAAAACCAGUGAAACCUUUGUGUCCUUUUUGUGGGAUUCUUGUGCAGAGACUGCAACCGGAAUUUCUAUUGUCUCCAUCUCCGGUGUAGAUUGUAUCUUAUGUAGAACUUAAACGCUAACUUCGAGUUAGGCUAAUUUCAGAUCUUGUAUGUAACAUUAGCUUUUUACUAUCAUUUCCAAA
Ipomoea nil (Japanese morning glory) is the source of this 2921-nucleotide messenger RNA. RefSeq lists its product as uncharacterized. The record is from RefSeq and is a predicted model, not a curated record. The transcript is spliced from 16 exons. Gene Ontology annotation, molecular function: protein binding; histone acetyltransferase activity. The coding region runs from base 235 to 2829 and encodes 864 amino acids. Gene Ontology annotation, cellular component: transcription factor TFIIIC complex. Gene Ontology annotation, biological process: transcription initiation at RNA polymerase III promoter. Lineage: Eukaryota; Viridiplantae; Streptophyta; Magnoliopsida; Solanales; Convolvulaceae.